This is a messenger RNA of Andrographis paniculata, 1208 nucleotides long. Its product is annotated as protein LAZY 1-like. The transcript is spliced from 4 exons. The coding region runs from base 28 to 1119 and encodes 363 amino acids. Gene Ontology annotation, biological process: regulation of auxin polar transport; gravitropism. Lineage: Eukaryota; Viridiplantae; Streptophyta; Magnoliopsida; Lamiales; Acanthaceae. The record is from RefSeq and is a predicted model, not a curated record.
UGAAGGUCAGUCCAAAUUCAUCUGGAAAUGACAAGCUUUAUAAUACAGCUUUUUUCUUUUCUUUUUUUAAAAACUUGUUUUCUGUUGCAGUUCCUAAGUUGGAUGCAUCAUAAGUUGAUGCAUAAUAACAUAGAGAGAAUGAAGAACUCCACAAUAGAUAAAUCAUUGUUUGAUGAGCACUGUGUUGAGCCUAGCACAUACAUCAAAUGCCUAAAAGCUUCAAACAGCUUUGAGGUCGAUAGUGUGGAAUUGCCCUACCAAGAAGAAUCAUUGGACCUGUUUGACUUUCUUUCAAUUGGCACAUUUGGUAUGGAGCUACCCAGUGCAGACCCCCCAACACCAACACUUGCAAUGCCCUAUGAAAAGAUGAGUAAUAAUCAGACAGAGAUAACAGAAAAUGAUCUCAAGCUAAUAAGCCAUGAGCUUGAAAAGUUUCUUGAAGCUGAGGAGGAGAUUGCAAAUGACAUAUCUGCAAGGAACAGUCAAGCAGGCUUAACAAAUCUCAACAAUAAGCCACUUGAGAGAGCAGAUUCUGAAGGACAAAUCCACAUUGCAGAUUUUCCUCUUCAAAACUAUCUCUUUGCCAAUGCAACUGGAUUGAUUGAGGCAGAAAAAGAGAUGAAAAAAGAAAAAGUAUCCCUUGAAGAGCUCUUUAGGAGGAAUAGCACAGUCACUGAUAAUCAUAAAGAGAUUUAUGGAGCUGAACAACAUCCAAGGAAAAAAAAUGCAGCAAUUUUUGUGAAAAAGUUGUUGAGGAAGUUUUGCUCCUCAUCAAGUAACUCUAUGGUCCCUUCUAAGAAUGAUGCUGCUGCAUCCAUUUCCAUAAAGAAAAAGCUCUCCAAGGCUCUAAAAAUGCUACACAAGAAAGUUCACCCUGAAGAAAUGACUCAGGAACAUACUGCUAAGCUGCAAAAGGGUAACAAGAAAAACAAUGGCCACAAGGAUUCCUGUCAGACCAGAGAAAAUGAUGAAAACAAUCUGGUUCUUCAGAAAAACAGGAUAAUAAAUCAGAAGCAAACCAUGAAGCUAUCUCCAAACGGUAUCUGCAAAGAUGCUUCAACAAUCAACGGAGAGCACUGGAUUAAAACAGAUUCUGAUUACUUGGUCUUGGAGUUAUAGGGGCAAAAACAAUAAAAGUUAAGGUAAGCAUCUUCUCCCCUAUUUCAGCACCAGUGUGGAGUUUUCUCAAGAAUGUAUGUUUGUGAGUA